This is a messenger RNA of Herpailurus yagouaroundi (jaguarundi), 779 nucleotides long. RefSeq names its product testis-expressed protein 11-like. The transcript has 5 exons. Gene Ontology annotation, biological process: reciprocal meiotic recombination; synaptonemal complex assembly; male meiosis chromosome segregation. The record is from RefSeq and is a predicted model, not a curated record. Gene Ontology annotation, cellular component: central element. The coding region runs from base 62 to 613 and encodes 183 amino acids. NCBI's taxonomy places the organism in Eukaryota, Metazoa, Chordata, Mammalia, Carnivora, Felidae.
CUUCUCAGGUGAUCCAUGUGAGACACUGCUUCUGCUGUAUGAGUUUGAAGUUAAAGCCAAAAUGAAUGAUCCAUUACUUGACAGUUUCCUGGAAUCACUGUGGGAACUGCCUCAUUUGGAAAGUAAAACAUUUGAAACAAUUGCCUUGUUAGCAGUGGAAAAGCCUGCACACUAUCCUUCCAUUGCUCUGAAGGCCUUGAAUAGGGCUUUAUUGCUCUACAAAGAGAAACAAUCAAUUGAUGCUGUGAAAUACAGCAAAUGUGUGCGAAACUUGAUUAACCUCUUGGUGCCAGAUGGGGUGCCAAGUACAGAACUCUGUCCCCCAGAAGAAAUUUGGGGUUAUUUUGAAGAUGCUCUGAGCUUUAUUAGCCACACCGAAGACUACCCAGAAUCAGAGACUCUCUGGCUGAUGGUCAAGUCCUGGAAUAUUGGGAUAUAUAUGUACGGCGGAAAGAAGUAUGUAUCUGCAGAAAAGUGGUGUGACCUUUCACUGCGUUUUCUUGACCACCUUGGCUCCCUCAAGAGAAACUAUGAAACUCAGAUGAAUACUCUGUAUGGCGAGCUGGUGGAAGCAUUAAGCAAAAGCAGGGGCUCAGUUUUCAACGAAGAGUGAGAAGAGCUGGAAUAAGGCAUCUGAGCAGGCAAGCUGACAUCUACUUGAAGAUGUUGAAUACCUAAAUUCUUGCCAGACUUUAUCUUGAGUUCUUGUUUCUGUUUUUUCAAACCCUGUUUUCUUGCUGUUACGUGAAAUUUUCUGAAUUAAAGCAUUUUGACUGUUA